Dalotia coriaria is the source of this 1937-nucleotide messenger RNA. RefSeq names its product HSPB1 associated protein 1 (gene HSPBAP1). The transcript has 7 exons. The record is from RefSeq and is a predicted model, not a curated record. Gene Ontology annotation, molecular function: 2-oxoglutarate-dependent dioxygenase activity. Lineage: Eukaryota; Metazoa; Arthropoda; Insecta; Coleoptera; Staphylinidae. Bases 283 to 1434 code for a protein of 383 amino acids.
AAUAUGUACAUACUUGUAAUUUGAUUGACAAGUUUGGAGAUACAUAACACAUUUGAUACCUGAUAUCUUUUCUGAAGAUAAAUAAUAAGACGACGUAAAUCUACUUUUAGACGCACUAAAGAAGAUGACAAUGUUUCUCUUCAGUUGUCAAGCGUGCAACACGAAAGUUCCUGAGAAAUUGAUUACAAGAGGAACUAUAGGAUAACUAACCGUUUAACCUCACAUAAGAACAGCUGAUCUAAAACGCCGACAGCUGCAGUAAAUUUAAACUUUACGCCUAAAAUGAAUAGCGAAGAUAUAAAAACAAUAAUUAAAACCGCAACAGAACCAGUUGUAUUCAAUAACUUAUUAAAAUGGCAACUUCUUGACUGGGACAUAUCAAAAUGGAAAGAAUGUUUAGGAAAUACUAAACUUCAGUUUAGAUUGGGUUCUAAAAAAUAUUCCAAAGAACCUCAAUGGGAAAAAACUUGUGAAAUAGUCAAAGGCACAUUUGAAGAUUUUCUCAACUUUAAUGAGGAAAACAAAUGGUUAUACUUUGACUAUAAAUAUUUAAAUCAAUGGUUUAUUGAUAAGUUUGACCUGAGAAAUGAAAUUAGUUGGGAAAACUAUGGAUAUAGUGAUAUGAAAGCUGAAGACAGCACAAUUUGGAUUGGUUCUGAGGGAGCACAUACUCCAUGUCAUGUUGAUACCUAUGGAUUUAAUUUAGUUGCUCAACUUACUGGCAGGAAAUUGUGGCUUUUGUUUCCUCCCAACACUGACCUGAAACCAACAAGAAUUCCUUAUGAAGAAUCAACUGUAUAUUCGUCAAUAAAUUUUUAUUGUCCAUCAGAAACAAUGAAUGACUAUUUAUCAAAUACCAAUUGUAAGAAAAUCAUCUUAGAACCAGGCCAAGUAUUAUUUGUUCCUAAUGGUUGGUGGCACUAUGUUGAGAAUUUAGAAUUAUCAAUUAGUAUAAACACAUGGAUUCCAAUUGAUAAAGAUCACAAAAAGCGAAUUUUUGAAGCUAUAACAUUAAGUAUGGUUAAAUCACUGACUAGUUGUCUUAAAAAUGAUGAGCAGGAUGUGCUAAUUAAUAAUGCACAAGAUUUAAGGGAACUAUCCACUUUUGAUACUUUAAACCUAAUUGAAAGCGCCAUUACAAGUUGUAAGUCUGGUAAACCUGAAUUAAACACUACUGACACAACUUACCCCAAUAAUAAAGCAACUACAAUAGAACAUAGUAAUUAUGUACAAUCACUGUCUAAUUUGAAUGGUGAACAAUUACACACGUUCCUAAAACAACAAACCAGCCGGUUCUCUGAUAAUGAAUCAACUGAAGAAAAAAAUUCUAUUAAAAACAAACCAAAUGUAUCUCUAGUAAAAAAAUAUUUAUCAGUACUAACAGAUCCAGAGGUUAUCGAGUUGAUUGAGCGGAAAUUAACGUGCACAAGCUAGUGCUAAUGAUAUUUAUUACAAUAAUAAUCAUUUUAACGUCAUAUAAAAAUACACAUGUUAUUUUGUUAAGUUAUACAAGAAUAAACUUCUCAUAAUAAGAUUGAUAUAGAUUGCGCUCCACCACAUACAGAAUAGUUUGAUUAAAAAGUUUACAAACACGAUCUGCAUUUGAAAACAACGUAAUAGUUGUAAUAAUGUCAUGCGAUAAUAAUUAAACGCAAUACGAACUUAAAUUGGCAGGAAUCAAUGUCACAAAUAUAUAAAAAACAACAUCAAAUGGAUACAAAUCCAUUCGCAAUAUGUAAUAAUCAUCCAGUACAACAUCGCGACCUUCAAUUUUGUACUGACUAUCAUCAAAGUAACAACACUAUUAAAACUUAAUAGAAUAAAUACUGAUUACAACAAUUAUUAAUUACAAAAAAUAGCUAUUACUGUACAAUCGUUUCUUUCUGGGUAAUUGAAUGUGUAUUGUUGUAAAAAUAAUAAAUGGACUUCAUAUCUCA